AUGAAAGCUGAUGGAUUCGUAGAUCGAUACAAGGCAAGAUUGGUGGCUCAAGGGUACAAACAGGAGUAUGGAAUCGACUACAAUGAAACAUUUGCUCCGGUAGAUAAGAUGACGACAAUACGUAUAUUGCUUGCUUUAGCGUCAAUAAAAAGUUGGAAGUUACAUCAACUGGACGUCAAGAAUGCUUUCCUCCACGGAGACUUGCAAGAAGUGGUCUAUAUGAAUCCACCACCUGGUUAUAAAUAUUCUAGCGCAAAUCAGGUGCUGGUUUUACUCAGAGCAUCUCAGAUUAUUCAUUAUUCCUACGUCGGUCCAGCUCAGAUGAAGGACCUAGGUAAGCUAACAUAUUUUUUGGGCUUGGAGGUGAGUUAUGGAAAAGAAGGCAUACGAUUAUGUCAACAAAAGUAUGCAGAAGAUCUUGUUCAGUUAGCUAAUCUCACAGAUGACAAGAAGGUUCAUACUCCAAUGGAAGUGAAUACGAAAUACAGAAAAGAGGAAGGAGAACUUUUUGGAGAUCAAACUUUAGUGAAGAAGAUGCGACUGAAGAAUCUGAUGGAUCUGAGAAAUGAAGUGAAGAUGCGAUUGAAGAGUGAAAGAAAGAAGCUGAGAAAUGCGACUGACGCCGGCCAGAGUCUUGACGGGCUGACUGGUGAGGGCGUGAUGCGACUGACGCCGGCCUGA
Nicotiana attenuata is the source of this 681-nucleotide messenger RNA. RefSeq lists its product as uncharacterized. NCBI's taxonomy places the organism in Eukaryota, Viridiplantae, Streptophyta, Magnoliopsida, Solanales, Solanaceae. Bases 1 to 681 code for a protein of 226 amino acids. The transcript is spliced from 4 exons. The record is from RefSeq and is a predicted model, not a curated record.